Messenger RNA from [Candida] anglica, 1641 nucleotides. NCBI's taxonomy places the organism in Eukaryota, Fungi, Ascomycota, Pichiomycetes, Serinales, Debaryomycetaceae. The record is from the annotation of a GenBank genome assembly.
AUGGGAUUUUUUGACGUAUUGCGAGCUAGGACUGUAAGAGAAGUCACAGAUAGACACAAUACAGCUACCAGUGAUUCAAGUUCAACAGAAAAUGAAAUUGAAAAAGGUACCGAUGCUAUUAUUCUUCAAAGGUCUGUAGACAAUGAUGAACCUUACAUCGAUUUAUCGUUAAAUUUGACUCCAGAAGAAGAAGCAAAGAGAAAUUCUAAGUGGUUCAAAUUUAAGGUAUUUCUUUGGGAUUCUCAUGAUAAACAUUCUCUUGAGAAGAAGUUCUUGUUCAAACUUGAUUUUUUCCUUUUAAGUUCAUCCAUGUUGGGAUAUUUCAUCAAGAAUUUGAAUCAAUCAAACGUUGCAACAGCUUACGUGAAUGGUAUGGAUGAACACUAUGAAAUGAAUAGAAACCAGUACAACUAUAUGGUAACCCUUUGGACUGUCGGAUAUAUUAUUGGACAGAUUCCAUCCAAUUUGAUCUUGCACCGAAUUUCCGCUAGGUACUAUUUGGGAGGAUUGGAGAUUAUUUGGGGAAUCUUGACUGUAUUGAUGAUCACAUGCAAGAACUUGAAUGGUGUAUAUGCUAUUAGAUUUUUCUUAGGAUUGACAGAGGCUGGUUAUUUCCCAGGGUUAGAAUACUUAGUGGGAAGUUGGUAUGAUAGCAAGGAGCUCUCUAAAAGAUCAUCUUUCUUUGCGGUAGCGGGUUCAGCAGCGGGCCUUGUUUCCGGGCCACUCCAACAAAGAGUUUUACAAAACUUCCAAGGAAGAAGUCUCAAACCAUUCCAGUAUAUGUUUAUAUUUGAUGCGGUGAUUUCGUUCCCAAUUGGUAUUUAUACCAUGUUUGUCGACCCUAAUACCCCAUCUACCACCAACGCUUGGUAUUGGACAAAAGAAGAUAAACUCAUUGCUUUGGAAAGACGUAGAAGAAUUGGAGCUCAAUUGAAUACCAGAGAAAAGUACACUUGGAAGAAGAUUAAGACCUUUUUCAAUACUUGGCACGUAUACGUCUUCCCAGUUCUCUUUUUGACAUAUAACAAUUGUGGUGCAGCCAUUUCUCAACCUACAUUUACAACUUGGAUGAAGCUUGAUCUCAAAGUCACACCAUAUGUUUAUAAUACGUAUCCUGCAAUUCUUUCUGGGGUCGGAAUUGCUGUAACAAUUAUUUUGUCAUACUUUGCAGAUUUUAUCGGCGGCAAGAAAAAUCAUUGGUUUGUUGGAGCAUUUUAUGUGUGUUUAAUAUGGGGAUGUUCAUCUUUAGCAUAUUGGGAUUUACCAAGAAAUUAUCAUUGGCUUUGCUAUUUCUUAAUUGGAAUUCCUAUGAGUUGGGGUCAGCCACAGAUAUUUUCGUGGGUUAACAGACUUCUUUUUGAAGAUGAUAUGAAGAGAAAUUUUGUAGUUGUUUGCACAAACACAUUAGCUUAUGUUACAGGUGCUUGGGUACCAAUUUUAGUUUGGAAUACCGCAGAUAAACCUAGAUAUCAUACUGGAUUUACCUAUACGGCCUGUUUAGCUUCGUUAGGUUUGAUUAUGACUGGUGUCACCUAUUAUUUUACAAGAAGAGACGAACUUAGGAAACUUCGGAAUUCCGAGGACAAUCAAUUGGAAAAUGGUACAGUGGAAUACCUCGAGAAAGUAGAAUUGAAAGAAUAA